This is a messenger RNA of Cataglyphis hispanica, 3006 nucleotides long. Its product is annotated as golgin subfamily A member 7. Gene Ontology annotation, cellular component: palmitoyltransferase complex. Gene Ontology annotation, biological process: protein targeting to membrane; peptidyl-L-cysteine S-palmitoylation. NCBI's taxonomy places the organism in Eukaryota, Metazoa, Arthropoda, Insecta, Hymenoptera, Formicidae. The record is from RefSeq and is a predicted model, not a curated record. The coding region runs from base 351 to 773 and encodes 140 amino acids. The transcript has 4 exons.
CUUGAGUCUGGCAUGUUACACAGCUGGCCGCUAUAAGGCUUGUCUGCGCGCGCAUCCUUCAAUGGCGAUCGCGAGUCGUGUGAAUUCAUUCGUGUGCAGUGCUGGUGGUCCCACGGCUAUCUUCGCGGAUAAUCGUUUAUCCGAGAGACCGGGUGCACGGUCGGCGAGCGCGACGACAAGGGUCGAGCUGGAUUUUCAUCAAAAGCGUACAGCAUAUAGCCGGCAAGACGAAGCUCAAAAUGCCACUGAGCACAAGUUCGAAGAAGUCAUUAUGCAUACUGCCUGAAGAUGUUAUUCACGAGAGAAAAGUACGUUAGAGCAAUCAUGCUGCCCUCACACCAUUGGAAGAUAUGUCUUCAGGACGAGGGCAGGCAGGUGGAGGGCCUCCUCAGAACUGUCAAAAGGUUUUUAUACAACGUGACUAUAGCGAAGGAACGAUGGUUAAAUUUCAAACGCGAUUUCCGACAGAAUUGGAAAGUAGAUUGGACAGACAGUUGUUCGAGUACACAAUCAAUCAGUUGAACAACUAUUUCGCGGAAGCGGAGCGUGCCAGCUGUUCCACCUACUGCGAGAGCUGCCUAUACUGUCUCACGGGUUAUCUGAUGAGCAUAUGUACCGAGACACAUUAUGAGAAAAGUCUGCGCAAAAUCGCCAAAUUUGUCAGCGAGCAGAAUGAUCGAGUAUAUAAGCCGCGUGGCCUCCUGCUGACAGAUCCAACGACCCGCGGAUUUAGGCUAAUAGAGAUCUCGGUACUAGAUAGACCUGCGUCGUGACUGCAUAUUAGCCGAUCCAGGGAGUUCUUCAUGUGACCCCCCGCGCAGCACUCUGGACAUUACCUCGUCAGAAUCACGGACAUGCACGCGCUCGUGAGUGCCUGUCGGCACGAUUACGGGGCAUACCGGUUGGUUUGAAUCGGUUGCGCAGUGUGCGGGAAUCCUGCGAGGCUAGAAAGAAUUAAAGAUGAUAUCUUGUAGGUCGCAGGUCGCUCAGGUGCAUCUUGUACGAUUAAUCUUGCCGAAUACGUGCGCAAUGAGCAGAAACUCUCUUGCUAUAGGGUCGAACUUAGUCAUACUUAGUCCUAAAAAGUAAAAUAUCGUAAUAACGAUAAAAUACGUGUGCGAAAACCCGUAGGACGGAGAUAUGCAGGAGUGAUUUGUGGAGAUUUCAUUGUCGUCAUAGAUUUACCUAUCAAUCUAAUUAGAAUAACAAGCUUACACAAAGUUGGCCUAAUUGUGACGAGAGAGUCUCGCGUUCAUUGGCGUUCGUGGUGUCUCGAUCCUAAACGGCAACUUCUCGAGGGAGAGAGAAAGCGUGCAUCGAAGCGCGUGGAUGUAUAACGAAGCCGUGGCACUUAUAUAAGUUCAAUUUUCUAUAUGCGUACAGAACAUGUAACAUACGAAAGUAUAUAUGAAGUGUAUGUGGCGAAUCAAAGAUUGGAGAAGGAAAAAGUAAUCUUGUUGUUGAACAACCGAAUUGUUUAUCGCAAGCCGCUACUUUGAUUCGUCAUGUAUACGACGGGGUCUACAUAUUUUUUUACUGUUCAUUUAUGACUUUAUCGUAUCAUCUGCAUUUAAUUAACGAGACGUGAAUGAAAUGCGUGUUUGCGUGAAUUAUUUAACGAAAAGAUAGCAUUUUAAUGUCUAUGGUGCGUGUGUUUUGUUCAUUCCACCGAAAAACCUAACCGAAAACUUUAAUGAGUUCCAUUAUCGAUGAACGCUCAAACGAAUGAUUCCGAAUUCUUCUCAUCUUCCGCGAUGUAUCUUCCAUUGUGCUUAUGUAUCCGCGUGCAAAAAAACAUAAGUCAUUUCGCAUACUUACGUACAUAUAUCGGUUGUGGUGUUUCGGCGCGAAUGGAUAUCUCUCGACAACAGAAGAAAAUAGAAUUUGAUCGAAAUUAAACAAACACUCGUUGUGUUAUUAAGGAGGAUUGGCUAAAAAAAAAAUUGCAUAAAAAAUUGCGCGGUGAUAUAAAAAGUAGAUUAUGAAUUCAAAUCGAUUGGCAUUGUGAUCAAGGAUAAGCCGAAACCAUUUGCGAUGUAGCGCGAGAUAUUUUGCACGUCACUUUAGUCCACUCUCUUAGUGGAAACUGAACGCCCGUUGGCUAUCGUCGCCGAUCUCCAUAUGCGAGUCCUCGAGAUCCGCUCGCGAUAUACUAUUUUCGCUACUCUGUUAAUUAGUUGUAAAUGAUGAUCUCAAACGAUACAACGAUGCAACACCAUAUCUAUAUAUUUAUUUUCUCUUAUUCGCACUUUGGGAGCCUAAAGUGUCGCAACAAGUGCCGUCAGGAACAACAUAUUUUUCUUUGCAGCAUUACUUGAUCAAGCAUUGAUAUUGAUCGUCGAAUCAAAUUUAGAUUGCGAUUCUCGAUUUAUGAUAUACUUAUCGCGGUAUCGCAUACAAAUGGCGAACAAUUUCUCUUGUUCUUGAUCACAAUGCUCGCGGAGCGCCUAUCUGACGUUGUAAUGCGACGUAUUACUAAAAGAAUCUUGCCAAAUCAGCGUGUCACUGCCUCGGCGUACGAUUCCUAGCGAAUGAGCGUAUAGAAGAAAAAACGUACGAGCCAGAAAUCAUCAGAGAGAGAGAGAGAGAGAGAGAGAGAGAGAGAGAGAGAGAGAGAGAGAGAGAGAGAGAGAGAGAGAGUGAGAUGACUGAAGGAGACCCGCCGAUUUUUCCAAACGAAAGAAAAACGAUUUCUGAUACAGAAAGCGACAUAAUGGAAAAUUUUUCUUUUUAUUGCCCAAUUCUUUUAUACGUCGCAAUAUCACGUACAUGGUGCUCUGACUACAUGCAACAUAUGUAUAUGUUUGCAUAUAAUGUAUAUAUAGCGAAUUAAUCAUCGACACAUGAAGUAUAAAAGAAAAGGAAGCAAAUCGUUGUUUAUACUUAAUUUAAUUUAGUAGGACCAAUAUUGGAUUGAUGAGAGAUCCGUAAAAUGUAAAGGACACCAUCGUGUUACGAGUGUAAUUUCUAAAUGUUUUAAUAAUUAAAACGGCGUAAGAGCUCAUA